Pygocentrus nattereri (red-bellied piranha) is the source of this 4082-nucleotide messenger RNA. Its product is annotated as mucin-5AC. The transcript has 5 exons. NCBI's taxonomy places the organism in Eukaryota, Metazoa, Chordata, Actinopteri, Characiformes, Serrasalmidae. Bases 103 to 3906 code for a protein of 1267 amino acids. The record is from RefSeq and is a predicted model, not a curated record.
GACGCACUCGCUGAUGAGACUCCAGGUCCUGAAAGCUCCGGUUUUACACCGUUUAUCCUCAGAAGAGUCAAAUCUGCUGAUCUGAAGACAAAUUAGAAUAAAAUGCUUCGCUUUCUUCUGCUUCUGGGAUGUUUAGUGACACUUAAAGGGCAAAGUGCAGAUGCAGAAGGUGAAUUUGAUCACAAGCAGAUCUUGACCUCUCCAACAUGGAAGACGCGCAGACGCAACGCCUCAGACAGAGACCAACAGGCAAUGCGGCAUCCAGAUUCUGCUGAAAAACCUGCAGAUCCAUGUGCAAAAGUACCAUCAAUAACUACAAGUACAUCAUCAAAAUAUACUCAGAUGCCAUCAGCUGAAUUGCCACAAAGAGCAACCAGCGUCACAACCACUCUUCCGACAGCAGCAACUAAACCACAACACAUAACCGCUGCCUCAGGCACCCUUUCAAAAGCAGCAUCUAAACCACGACACACAACCGCUGCCUCAGCCACGAUUUCAAAAGCAGCAUCUAAACCACGACACUCAACCGCUGCCUCAGCCACGAUUUCAAAAGCAGCAUCUAAACCACGACACACAACCGCUGCCUCAGGCACCCUUUCAAAAGCAGCAUCUAAACCACGACACACAACCGCUGCCUCAGCCACGAUUUCAAAAGCAGCAUCUAAACCACGACACACAACCUCUGCCUCAGCCACGAUUUCAAAAGCAACAUCUAAACCACGACACUCAACCACCGCCUCAGCCACGAUUUCAAAAGCAGCAUCCAAACCACGACACACAACCACUGCCUCAGCCACGAUUUCAAAAGCAGCAUCUAAACCACAACACACAACCGCUGCCUCAGGUGCCCUUUCCACAGCACCAACUAGACCAACACAGUUAGCAACCUCUGCCUCAGGCACUCUUCCAACAGCAACAGUUGAACCUCCACAAACAGCAACUGCUGCCUCAGCCACCCUUCCAACAGCAACAGUUGAACCUCCACAAACAGCAAACACCAACACAAUCACCUUUCCAACAGCAACCACUGCCUCAGCCACCCUUCCAACAGCAACAGUUGAACCUCCACACACAGCAACUGCUGCCUCAGCCACCCUUCCAACAGCAACAGUUGAACCUCCACAAACAGCAACUGCUGCCUCAGCCACCCUUCCAACAGCAACAGUUGAACCUCCACAAACAGCAAUCACCAACACAAUCACCUUUCCAACAGCAACCACUGCUUCAGGCACCCUUCUGACAGCAAGAGAGGAACCUCCACACACAGUAACUGCUGCCUCAGCCACCCUUCCAACAGCAACAGUUGAACCUCCACAAACGGCAACCACCAACACAAUCACCUUUCCAACAGCAACCACUGCCUCAGGCACCCUUCUGACAGCAAGAGAUGAACCUCCACACACAGCAACUGCUGCCUCAGCCACCCUUCCAACAGCAACAGUUGAACCUCCACAAACGGCAACCACCAACACAAUCACCUUUCCAACAGCAACCACUGCCUCAGGCACCCUUCUGACAGCAAGAGAUGAACCUCCACACACAGCAACUGUUGCCUCAGCCACCCUUCCAACAGCAACAGCUGAACCUCCACAAACAGCAACUGCCAAAACAAUCACUUUUCCAACAGCAACCACUGCUUCAGGCACCCUUCUGACAGCAACAGUUGAACCUCCACAAACAGCAACUGCUGCCUCAGCCACCCUUCCAACAGCAACAGUUGAACCUCCACAAACGGCAACCACCAACACAAUCACCUUUCCAACAGCAACCACUGCCUCAGGCACCCUUCUGACAGCAAGAGAGGAACCUCCACACACAGCAACUGUUGCUCAAACGGCAACCACCAACACAAUCACCUUUCCAACAGCAACCACUGCCUCAGCCACCCUUCCAACAGCAACAGUUGAACCUCCACACACAGCAACUGCUGCCUCAGCCACCCUUCCAACAGCAACAGUUGAACCUCCACAAACAGCAAUCACCAACACAAUCACCUUUCCAACAGCAACCACUGCUUCAGGCACCCUUCUGACAGCAAGAGAGGAACCUCCACACACAGUAACUGCUGCCUCAGCCACCCUUCCAACAGCAACAGUUGAACCUCCACAAACGGCAACCACCAACACAAUCACCUUUCCAACAGCAACCACUGCCUCAGGCACCCUUCUGACAGCAACAGAUGAACCUCCACACACAGCAACUGCUGCCUCAGCCACCCUUCCAACAGCAACAGUUGAACCUCCACAAACAGCAACUGUCAAAACAAUCACCUUUCCAACAGCAACCACUGCUUCAGGCACCCUUCUGACAGCAACAGUUGAACCUCCACACCCAGCAACUGCUGCCUCAGCCACCCUUCCAACAGCAACAGUUGAACCUCCACAAACGGCAACCACCAACACAAUCACCUUUCCAACAGCAACCACUGCCUCAGGCACCCUUCUGACAGCAACAGUUGAACCUCCACAAACGGCAACCACCAACACAAUCACCUUUCCAACAGCAACCACUGCCUCAGGCACCCUUCUGACAGCAACAGAUGAACCUCCACACACAGCAACUGCUGCCUCAGCCACCCUUCCAACAGCAACAGUUGAACCUCCACAAACAGCAACUGCCAAAACAAUCACCUUUCCAACAGCAACCACUGCUUCAGGCACCCUUCUGACAGCAACAGUUGAACCUCCACACCCAGCAACUGCUGCCUCAGCCACCCUUCCAACAGCAACAGUUGAACCUCCACAAACGGCAACCACCAACACAAUCACCUUUCCAACAGCAACCACUGCCUCAGGCACCCUUCUGACAGCAACAGUUGAACCUCCACAAACAGCAAUCACCAACACAAUCACCUUUCCAACAGCAACCACUGCCUCAGGCACCCUUCUGACAGCAACAGAUGAACCUCCACACACAGCAACUGUUGCCUCAGCCACCCUUCCAACAGCAACAGUUGAACCUCCACAAACAGCAAACACCAACACAAUCACCUUUCCAACAGCAACCACUGCCUCAGGCACCCUUCUGACAGCAACAGCUGAACCUCCACACACAGCAACUGCUGCCUCAGCCACCCUUCCAACAGCAACAGUUGAACCUCCACAAACAGCAAACACCAACACAAUCACCUUUCCAACAGCAACCACUGCCUCAGGCACCCUUCUGACAGCAACAGCUGAACCUCCACACACAGCAACUGCUGCCUCAGCCACCCUUCCAACAGCAACAGUUGAACCUCCACAAACAGCAAACACCAACACAAUCACCUUUCCAACAGCAACCACUGCCUCAGGCACCCUUCUGACAGCAACAGUUGAACCUCCACACACAGCAACUGCUGCCUCAGCCACCCUUCCAACAGCAACAGUUGAACCUCCACACACAGCAACUGCUGCCUCAGCCACCCUUCCAACAACAACAGUUGAACCUCCACAAACAGCAAACACCAACACAAUCACCUUUCCAACAGCAACCACUGCCUCAGGCACCCUUCUGACAGCAACAGCUGAACUGCCACAAGCAAUUGGCACAACAUCCACCAUUCUGACAACAGUUGAACCACUACAAAAAACAACCACUACCACAACUAGCUCACCAACAACAACCACCACAACCACUUCAACAACCAGCAUAACCACUUCUCCAACAACAACUCCUACAACCACUUCUCCAAUAACCACAACUACAGCUCAGCUGCUUACAACACCUGCAGCUCAACUGACGUCAACUUCACCACCAAGAAAUUUUACUCCAGUUACAGCAGCAGUAGUUAAGAUGAGAUCAGUCACUGAACUGAGCAAUGAUGCAAUCAUUACCUUCAUAGAAGAGUUUGCCAGACAGAUUCAGGCCCGGGUUAAUGAAACCAUUAAGAUGACUGUGAAGAAGAUAACGAGAGUGACACCCUGAGGGUCUCUUGUGGCUCGUCUGCAUGUAUAACUGAGAAAAGCUUGAAUAAUUACUAAUAAGGUAUCACAGUUGCUCUGCAGAAGGGACUUUUGGGGUCGUCAGCCCAUUGUUCUGAGAACACCAGCAGCUUCUUUGUUUGAUGUGUCCGUCUCCUUUUCUCAGUGAGGUUCUUCUUG